AUGUAUUUCAUCACUCUUGUUCUAGAAAACCUUGCACUGUCAUCAGAUGACAAUGAGGACCUGAUAUAUUGUUUGAAGGUAAUGAACCAGUAUGAUUAUUACAGAAACGGGGAUUAUAAGAGAAGAAGUUGUAGUAGGAGUUAUGACCGGUUUGAACGUGAUCGAUAUCAUGAGAGAAACAGAGACUAUCGGCGUAGAAGCAUGAGCCGCAGUGCAAGUCAUGGCUAUUCUAAAGGUCGAGCAAUAGGUGCUUCUCCUGCUCUCCGCAACCCUAGUCCUCGAAAAAGUCUUUCCCCACACAAGGCAUCUCCCAGGGGUGAAAGUCUAGAAAGCAGUUUUGAUGGGCGGUCAACAAGUUCUCGAAGUGAUUCACCACGAGGUCGUCCUGCUGAUUCUCGUAUCCCUUCUCCUCGGAACUCUGAUGUUGAUGUGAGCUUCACUUUCUAA
Messenger RNA from Hibiscus syriacus, 447 nucleotides. RefSeq names its product serine/arginine-rich splicing factor SC35-like. The coding region runs from base 1 to 447 and encodes 148 amino acids. The record is from RefSeq and is a predicted model, not a curated record. Lineage: Eukaryota; Viridiplantae; Streptophyta; Magnoliopsida; Malvales; Malvaceae. The transcript has 3 exons.